Molecule: messenger RNA, 1272 nt
Organism: Symbiodinium pilosum
Lineage: Eukaryota; Dinophyceae; Suessiales; Symbiodiniaceae
Source: the annotation of a GenBank genome assembly
AUGUCGUCUAGGCAGAGGCGCCAUAUGCGCUGGAAGAAUGCCGAGCGAAACUUGAAUUUCAUGUCGCAGUCGCGGCUCAGCAAGAUCAUGCACGAGGCCAGCUGGACAGAGCGGAUGGUCCGGAGCAAGUGCUUCGAAUGGUUCAGUGGGUGCUUGAUCCUCUUCAACUGCAUCUUUAUUGGGUGGCAUACUCAAAUGCUGGCCUCCCAUGCGAUCGAACAGGUUAACUUGGACCUGGAUCCCAUUGUGAGGACAUCCGCGGAAGUCCUGGUCUUGCAGGUCUGCUUCACGGCCUGCUUCCUUGCCGAACUGCUCGUGCGCUGGUCAGCGGAAGGUUUCUUAGACUUCUUCAAGUCAGCCGACCUCGUGUGGAACGUUCUCGACAUUGUGUGCGUGCUCAUUGGCAUAGUUGAUGCCUCAGCGGAAAUUGUGAUGCUGGCCAUUGGGCUGGAGGAGAAGACCCCCCUGCGAACAUUCACCGUCAUGAGGGUGCUGAGAGUGGUGCGCAUCGUGCGUGUCGUCCGCGUGAUUCGGAUUAUGCGUUUCUUCCGCGAGCUCCGCAUGAUGAUCUUCAGCACUGUAAACUCGUUGAGGUCAGUCAUUUGGAUAAUUUUCUUCUUAUUUGUGUUAUUCUACAUGUUCGGCAUUGCCUUCACCUCGGCGGUCGUGAGUUACCUCGACACGCUUGAAAUGAGAAAGCAGUCAGAGAACAUCACCCUCCAGCGGUACUUCGGCACUUUGGAUGUCUCCAUACUCACGCUCUACAUGGCGAUGUCAGGUGGACAGAACUGGAGUGUUUACUAUGAGUCUUUGGCUUCGAUGAGGGGAGGAGAGUUCUGGUGUUUGCUCUACAUCCUUUAUAUCACUUUUGCGUUAUUUGCUGUUGUCAAUAUCGUGACUGGCGUAUUCGUUGAUACAGCGCUCCAGUCCAGCAAAAAUGAUCGUGAGGUUGUUGUGCAGGAGGAGCUGGAGCAAAAGAGAGAUUACCUGCAGCAGCUCCGUCAGCUCUUCCAGGCAAUUGAUGAGGACUCUGAGGGCCGCAUCACGCGCGAGGUGCUGCAGCAAGCGUUCAAGCACGAGACUAUUCUUGCAUACUUCUCCUCUUUGAAGAUCGACGUCCCAGACGCAGCUACUUUGUUUGACCUGCUGGACUUCGACCAGUCGGGCGCAAUCGACCUGGAGGAGUUUCUUCAUGGGUGUUACCAUCUUCACGGCGAAGCAACGCAUCUGGAAGCAAAGAUGAUGCAAGCCGAAGUGAGGCCUGGACUAUAG